AUGAUGCCCCUGAACCCGGCCGAAAGGGCUGGACAAGGACCAACCCUCAUCGACCUCAUUCGGAAUGCCGCUGAGUCUACAUCUCAAUCAAUCAUAGCCUAUGGAGCAGAAGAGACAGUUGGAGAUCUCGUGCCGACAGUCGUGUCAUAUUCAGACUUGCUCUGUCUGGCUCGUACAAAUGCUCAGGUUCUCCUUCGGCUGUGCCCACCAUCCGUUGGCAUCGGCGGAGAACACCAUGUUGAUUUGCUGUGCCUCGACAACAUCCUGGACACCAUCAUCUGGUUUUGGUCGACUGCAAUCGCAGGGCUAUUGCCAGCAAUUUCAACCACUUCGAUUCUUGAGCCUGGUCGAUCAGAGUACCUCUCAUAUCUCCCCAUCUUGUUGAAGGAUCCGCUCUGCAUAGUACCUCAGUCGCUUUCAGGCUCAUACUGUUUGCAAGACUUUGCCAAGAAGUUACCGGUUGCCAAGACAACUUCUCAAAGUCUUGCCAGGAUGAGUCAAUCGAUGCCGCUGCUACCUUUAUCUGACAGUUCUUCUGCUUCCGACCCGGCGGUUCUGAUGCUGACAUCAGGUACGACUGGGAGAGCCAAGGCGGUACAACUCAGCCAUGAUCAAAUACUGGCUUCGCUAGAAGGCAAAGCCAAGUCUGCAGGACCACACAGCGGCGGUCCCUACCUCAACUGGAUCGUCAUGGACCACGUAGCGUGCCUGACCGAGAUACAUCUCCUCGCGAUGUACAUGGGUUUCUCCCAAGUGCAUCUCUCCGCGGACGAGGUGCUGUCCAACCCUGUGCAGCUACUGAAUAUGGUCAGCCGCCACCGGGUUUCGCGAACCUUUGCCCCUCAUUCUUUCUUGGCGAAGUUAUCCAGGGAGCUCAUGUUGAAACAAACAUCGUCGUCGGAUGGAGGUCUCGAUCUUGGAUGUUUGCAAUGGCUUGGCUCGAGUGGGGAAGCAAAUACAGUGGGUUUCUGCGAGGCACUCCAGACACAACUCGAGGACUACGGUGCUCGCAAAGACAUCAUCAUCCCGGGCGUCCCUGGGCUACAGCUGCGAGUGAGACUCUUAGAUGGCAAUUCUCCAUCUGCAUUCGCAAACGCCGGCCAGGUUGGGCUUCUGGAACUCUCCGGCGACGUAGUAUUUGACGGCUACUUCAACGAUCGCGACUCUAAUGCGGCCGCCUUCACAAGACGCUCCAAAGAUACGAUUAUCAUCAACGGGGUGAAGUACGCCCCAGACGAGCUGGAACACCAUCUCGAGAAAGAGUUGAUACAAGGGGCAGACAUUGAUACCCGAGCCCGGACCAAGACUCGCAAUAGGAUAGUCGAUAUUAUCGGCUUACAUACGGCUUCAUCUGCCAUCGUUCUACCCCUAACAGCCGCUGAUCUCAAGCCAUCGGCACGAGGAAAGCUGCCCAAGAGGAGUAUUUCCAAGUCAAGGGGGCCACAUCACAGCAUCAAAAGAUCGAUAUUCUGGCUCGGCGCUACGUCAAUGGACCUCAUCAAGAUAGCGCGUCUAAUCUCGGACUGGCUUCAAUUAUUAGAAGGACUCACGCCCAGCCAAGUCCUGAAAAGUCCGACGCCUCGGCGGCUAGCUAUGAUAAAUGAGGGAUCUGAGAGGAAAGAUGAAGUCGGCAGCCCGGUCCUUACCCUCCGGUCAAAGGGCAAAAAGACGCCGCUGUGGCUCGUACAUCCCGGUGUCGGAGAAAUCCUGGUCUUCAUGAACCUCAUAGGCUCAUCGACGACCGGCCAGUCUAUGCCUUCCGUGCAGGGGCACUUCGAAGCCGUCCAAGCAAAGGGGCCGUAUGCUAUCGCAGGCUAUCCGUUCGGCUCAAUGAUUGCCUUCGAAUUAUGUAAGAGACUCGAGACAGCAGGUGAUGAGGUUCUUUACUGCGGUUGCUGGAACCUUCCGCCGCAUAUUAAGCACCGCAUCAGACAGUUCGGCUGGGUAGAGUGUCUCGCCAACUCGUUUCACUUCACGAAGCUCAUCGAACAGGAUCAGGCUUUACAGCAGAUACCAAUGUUGCGCACAUUCUCAAAGCAAGAAGCAGUUGCCCACCUCCGAGCCCCCAGCGACUCGGAUAGGCCACGGGGAACGAUACGCAGCAUGGAUGUAUUUGUCGCAGAUCCUCUCAAGGAGGUAGCUAUUGACCGCAAGGAUUGGGUUCUGAAUAAGCUCAGCCGGUGGCGGGAGUUUGUGAGCGAUGUGCAGUGUUAUGAUGUUCCGGGUGAACACUAUUCUAUGUCGGACGAGGUCAACGUGUCGCGGUUUGCGGAGAAGUUGAAAGAGGUCUUGGAGGCACGAGAAGGGCCUCUACGUCGGACCCUUCACGCUGCGUCAAGAAGUCAUAACCUCCGGUUCCUCCAGAGAGCCGGCCUCGUAGCCGGCGGGUCUGAGAUCCUUUAUCAAUACCGGCCCGGUUCUGAAUCAUGCUUCCGGUCCGUCAACGGGGGAUAG
Molecule: messenger RNA, 2454 nt
Organism: Colletotrichum tamarilloi
Lineage: Eukaryota; Fungi; Ascomycota; Sordariomycetes; Glomerellales; Glomerellaceae
Exons: 8
Coding region: 1-2454 (817 amino acids)
Biological process (GO): secondary metabolic process; biosynthetic process
Molecular function (GO): CoA-ligase activity
Source: RefSeq, a predicted model, not a curated record